AUGAUUAAUGAAAUUUUAGAUAAUAAAAUGAGUGAUAUUAGAAGCUCAGGAAAAAAUGUGAAAUUAGAGUCAACAACAAUGACAUCAGUUAAAGAUUUACCAAGUUGGUGUUUUAUUAAAAGUAGAGCAAUGUUAAAAGGAGAUAAUAAACCAUUUGUUGUAAGUGUUUUGAAUAGUUCGACAGAAACACCAUCAAAGGGUUGGAAAUGUGUAUUAUUUCAAACAAAUAUAAAUGAUAAAGGUCAAUUAUGGCAAUUGGUUGAUGGUCAUCUUUUAUCGCAAUUAUAUGGUAGUUUUGUAUUGGAUAUAGAUUCAGAUAAUAACAAUGGUACAGAUUUAAUUAUAAAUUCACAAAUCCCUUCAAAUAAUGAAAGACAGACUUGGAAAUUGGGUAGUAAUGGUGAAAUUAUGAACAAUCAAACCAAAAUGUUUAUUGGUGUUAAAGGUUCAAAUAGCGCUCCAAUCGAUCCAUCAAAUAAUGCUCAACUCGUUUGUGAAUCAACAACCUCGGUUGACAAUGUUUGCUUCCAAUGGGAUUUAGAACCCUCAUUUCCAUUGAAUUCAAUUUUAACACAAACAACUGAACCAUUUCCAAAUUAUACUGAUGAAAAAUUAAAAGCAUAUAUUUACAUUUCAAAUAAUUUAAUUAAAGGUAUUGAUGAUAUUAGAUCUCAAUAUACGAAUAGUAAUUAUUCAUUUAAUUCAUUUUCCAAUGAAUUGGUUAAUAUGAAAUAUCCAGAUUCAAUUAGUAAAGAUAGUUUCGAUGAAAUUAAAACUCAAUUACAAUCUGAAUUUGAACAAGUUGAUUCAAUUAUAAAUUUAUUUAAUAAUUAUCAACAAUUUCAUAUUGGUUUAUUUGCUGAUAAUUCUGCAAGAUUAAAUCAAAUCGUUUCAAUCAUACAAUUUGAUGAUAAAACUACAAGUGUUGCCGGUUCAAUCUUAUCAAUUAUUUCAAAUAUUCUUAAAUUGGUUUUAACAUUUUUACCUCAACCUGCUGGUAAUUUUGGUAAUGUAAUGAUGGGUGCAAUUAGUGUUAGUAGUGCCGCUUCAACACCAAAUAAAGUUAAUGUUGAUCCAUUUAAAGUUGAACUUUCAAAAUUAUGGGAUUCAUUAAGUUCAAAUUUCGAAGCAAUCUUAUUCAAUAUGGGUACGAUGGAAUCAAUGAUUUUAAAAGAUUGGGGUAAAAUGAAAGCAGUUUAUCAAUUAUUAUCAACAUCACUUGCUUGGACACCAACAAUGACUUCUCAAUUAAUUUCAACUGGUGCUACUGCUUAUGGAAUUUCAUUAUUACAAAUGUUAUUACCAGAAAAGUAUCAAAUUUAUUGUUGGAAUCAAAAUUUCGAUGCAAAGUAUGGUUUCGCACCAGGUUAUCCUGCUCCAAUUCCUAGUGACAUACCAGAAUAUUGUACAUGGACUGAUGAAAAUGGUGAUGUUCUUUUCAUAGCAUCUACAAGUGAUUUACGUGUUCACCCUAUUAAAGAAGUAAUGGAUAUGGUUUGGAAAGAUAAUGUUGUUGUUAAAAAGGAUUUCUAUAGAUCUAGAAAUGGUUGGUCAUUCCCAACUUCAUUAGUUAAUCGUAUUACACGUUGGUUAAUUCCAAAUGUAACUAAUAAUACAUCAAUACCAAUGAAAUAUACAAUUGGUGAUUUUAAAGGUGAUAGUAAAACAACUUAUCAACUUGACCUUCCAACAUUUUCCACAUCAUAUCCACUUGAUGUAUCUCAUAAUAAUAAUGGUCAUAAUUAUCAUUUUACAAUUACAAUCACCAAUGCACUUGAUAACAGUAAAAUUGCAAGUCUUGUAAUCAUUGUAUCAGCAGUUGGUGGUAGUUUUUCUAAAGGACAAUUAGGUGAUCAUAGUGUAACAAAAGGUUAUCUUAUUGGUGAUCCAAUUUUUAAUACAAGUGUUAGGGAUUCAACUUCAACAUGUAAUAUUAUUGUUAAUAUUGACUAUAAUGAUACAAAUUAA
Dictyostelium discoideum AX4 is the source of this 1968-nucleotide messenger RNA. It is a transcript of the gene cupJ, whose product is annotated as ricin B lectin domain-containing protein. The transcript has a single exon. Lineage: Eukaryota; Evosea; Eumycetozoa; Dictyosteliales; Dictyosteliaceae. The record is from RefSeq and is a predicted model, not a curated record. The coding region runs from base 1 to 1968 and encodes 655 amino acids.